Messenger RNA from Gekko japonicus, 2700 nucleotides. It is a transcript of the gene GRM5, whose product is annotated as glutamate receptor, metabotropic 5. The transcript has 7 exons. The record is from RefSeq and is a predicted model, not a curated record. NCBI's taxonomy places the organism in Eukaryota, Metazoa, Chordata, Lepidosauria, Squamata, Gekkonidae. Gene Ontology annotation, cellular component: postsynaptic density membrane. The annotation marks the transcript as partial. Gene Ontology annotation, molecular function: G protein-coupled receptor activity involved in regulation of postsynaptic membrane potential; adenylate cyclase inhibiting G protein-coupled glutamate receptor activity. Gene Ontology annotation, biological process: G protein-coupled glutamate receptor signaling pathway; regulation of synaptic transmission, glutamatergic; trans-synaptic signaling by endocannabinoid, modulating synaptic transmission.
CGGCAGCCUCCUCACGGAGAGUUUUCUCCCUUUAUUUAUCUCUGCAGCGACGGCUGGGCGGACAGGUACGAUGUGACAGACGGCUACCAGCGGGAAGCUGUUGGCGGAAUAACGAUCAAGCUCCAGUCUCCCGACGUGAAGUGGUUUGAUGACUAUUACCUGCAGCUUCAGCCGGAAACCAAUCUGCGAAACCCCUGGUUUCAGGAAUUUUGGCAGCACCGUUUCCAGUGCCGGCUGAGAGGGUCCCCCCAAGAAAACACGAAAUUCAACAAGACCUGCAGCAGUAAUCUGACCUUGAGAACACAACAUGUGCAAGAUUCUAAGAUGGGCUUUGUGAUCAAUGCGAUCUACUCCAUGGCAUAUGGACUCCAUAACAUGCAGACGGUCUUGUGCCCGGGCUACGCAGGUCUUUGUGAUGCCAUGAAGCCCAUCGAUGGACGGAAACUCCUGGAUUCUCUUAUGAAGGCCAACUUCACUGGGGUUUCCGGGGACCCGAUCUCAUUUGAUGAGAAUGGAGAUUCACCAGGACGGUACGAGAUUAUGAAUUUCAAGAAGAUGGGGAAGGAUUAUUUCGACUAUAUCAACGUCGGCAGCUGGGACAACGGGGAACUGAAAAUGGACGACGACGAGGUCUGGUCAAAGAAAAACACCAUCAUCCGCUCUGUCUGCAGCGACCCUUGCGAGAAAGGGGAGAUCAAGGUCAUCCGCAAAGGAGAAGUCAGCUGCUGCUGGACUUGUACGCGAUGUAAAGAGAAUGAAUAUGUCUUCGACGAAUACACCUGCAAGGCAUGUGAGCUGGGAUCCUGGCCCACCGAGGACCUCACAGGUUGUGAUUUAAUCCCGGUCCAAUUCCUCCGAUGGGGAGAUCCAGAACCCAUCGCCGCAGUUGUUUUUGCCUGCUUGGGUCUCCUGGCUACCAUGUUUGUCACCGCCAUCUUCAUCAUGUACCGUGAUACACCAGUGGUCAAGUCCUCAAGCCGGGAGCUCUGCUAUAUCAUCUUAGCGGGCAUCUUUUUGGGUUACCUGUGUACUUUCUGUCUCAUCGCCAAACCCCAGCAGAUCUACUGUUAUCUUCAAAGAAUAGGCAUUGGUCUCUCCCCGGCGAUGAGUUACUCUGCCCUAGUGACCAAAACCAACCGCAUUGCGAGGAUCCUGGCCGGGAGUAAGAAGAAGAUCUGCACCAAGAAACCCCGCUUUAUGAGCGCCUGCGCCCAGCUGGUCAUUGCGUUUAUCUUAAUCUGCGUGCAGUUGGGCAUUAUAGUGGCCCUCUUCAUCAUGGAGCCGCCGAAUAUCAAGCACGAUUACCCGAGCAUCCGAGAGGUGUACCUGAUUUGCAACACCACCAACUUGGGGGUCGUGACUCCCCUCGGAUAUAAUGGCUUACUCAUCUUGAGUUGCACUUUCUACGCGUUCAAGACCAGGAACGUCCCCGCAAACUUCAAUGAGGCCAAGUACAUUGCCUUCACGAUGUACACCACGUGUAUAAUCUGGCUGGCCUUUGUGCCGAUUUAUUUCGGGAGCAACUAUAAGAUCAUCACGAUGUGUUUUUCGGUAAGCCUGAGUGCCACCGUGGCUCUCGGCUGCAUGUUUGUUCCAAAGGUGUACAUCAUCCUGGCCAAACCGGAGAGGAAUGUACGCAGCGCGUUUACCACCUCCACCGUGGUCCGGAUGCACGUUGGGGAUGGAAAGUCGUCUUCCGCCACGAGCCGUUCCAGUAGUUUGAUCAACUUGUGGAAGAGGAGAGGAUCUUCCGGAGAGACUCUAAGGUACAAAGGCAGAAAGCUGGCCCAGCACAAGUCGGAAAUAGAGUGUUUCACUCCAAAAGGGAGUAUGGGCAAUGGUGGGCGAGCGACCAUGAGCAGCUCCAAUGGGAAAUCAGUCACGUGGGCCCCGAAUGAGAAGAGCACGAGCCGGGGGGCCCACCUGUGGCAACGGCUGUCGAUCCACAUCAACAAAAAGGAGAACCCCAACCAAACGGCGGUGAUCAAGCCAUUCUCGAAAAGCACAGACGGCGGCCGCCACGGCGUCGCCGCCACCACGUUCCCAGAGUCCAGUGCCAAGACGCUUUAUGACGUCUCCGAAGCGGAGGAGCACUACCCCGCUCAGUACCGAGCCCAGACCCCCUCUCCCAUCAGUACGGUCAGCCAGAGGACUGCCUCCCUUAGCCGGACAGAAGACGACGUCCCGACGUUCCAGACGGAGCAAGCCCAGCGCAGCAGCUGUUCCCAGGGCUCUCUGAUGGAGCAGAUCAGCAGCGUGGUGACCCGCUUCACCGCCAACAUCAGCGAGCUCAACUCCAUGAUGCUGUCCACCACCACGCCGGGAACGAUGGUGGCCACUCCUCUGUGUUCUUCCUACCUGAUCCCGAGAGAGAUCCAGCUUCCGACGACCAUGACAACGUUUGCAGAGAUCCAGCCCCUCCCAGCCAUCGAGGUGAAUGGCGCAUCGCAGUCGAGCCGGAAGCCGUCUUGCGGGAGCAUCAAAGAAGGGCCUUCCACGGAAGUGCCGCCGGCCAUUGCCAAGCCAGAGCUGGAAGAGUUGGUGGCUCUGACCCCGCCUUCCCCUUUCAGGGACUCGGUCGAUUCUGGUAGCGGCUCGCCCAGCUCGCCGGCGUCCGAAUCGGCCCUUUGCAUCCCUUCCUCGCCCAAAUAUGACUCGCUUAUGAUAAGAGAUUAUACUCAGAGUUCUUCUUCGUUGUGA